ACUGAGAGAGGGGCCUGGCGGCCGUGCGGGAGCCAUGGCGGCCACGGAGGCGGCGGCGGCUGGGUCCGCGGCCCCGGCCCCGGGUGUUCCGGCCCUGCCGGCGAGCCCGCGGGGAGCCGCCGCCGCCUCGGGGUCGUGGGGGCCGUCGGAGCCGCGGCUUCAAGGCAGCCGACCGCGACCGGCCAGGGCUCGGGCCGCGGUCCCGGUGCCACCCGCCCGGGAGCUGAUCCAGCCGUCUGUGAGCGAGCUGUCCCGAGCUGUACGCACCAAUAUUCUGUGCACUGUGCGCGGCUGCGGCAAGAUACUGCCUAACAGUCCUGCGCUCAACAUGCACCUAGUCAAGAGCCACCGACUGCAGGAUGGCAUAGUAAAUCCAACAAUAAGAAAAGAUUUGAAAACUGUCCCGAAAUUCUAUUGUUGUCCAAUCAAAGGAUGUCCUCGAGGCCCUGACAGACCAUUUUCUCAAUUUUCUUUGGUUAAACAGCACUUUAUGAAAAUGCAUGCAGAAAAGAAGCACAAAUGCAGUAAAUGCAGUAAUUCCUACGGCACUGAGUGGGACCUGAAACGGCAUGAGGAGGAUUGCGGCAAGACCUUCCAGUGUACCUGUGGCUGUCCAUACGCCAGCAGAACCGCACUGCAGUCUCACAUCUACCGAACUGGCCAUGAGAUCCCUGCAGAACACAGAGACCCACCUGGUAGAAAAAGAAAAAUGGAAAGCUACCUGCAAAGCCAGAAGUUGUCCAGCACAACCAUUGAACCAUUGAGCGACCAGCCAGCCCCUCGCCAAGACAUUCAUGAACUGGAAGCGUCAGAAGUAAAGCUAGCUGCAUCAUUUGAAGACUCUUGCAGUACUCAUGCCAAAAAGCAGAGCAUCACAGCACCUCCCAGGUGCCCCCAGAAGUUGCUUUUACCGAAGCCUAAGGUGGCUCUGGUUAAACUUCCAGUCAUGCAGUUUUCCCCUGUGCCUGUCUUUGUGCCUACAGCUGACCCCUCGGCCCAGCCUGUGGUGUUAGGUGUGGAUCGAGGUUCUGCAGCAGGUACUGUGCACUUAGUCCCCUUGUCAGUAGGAACCCUGGUCCUCAGCCUGGAUUCCCAGGCCUGCUCUCUGAAGGAGAGCCUACCUCUAUCGAAGAUUAUCAGUCCUAUUGUUGAGCCAGUCAGUACAGGUGUUCAGGUGAACUUGGGGAAAAGUCCUUGUGGUCCUUUACAAGAACUCGGAAAUUCAUGUCAGAAGAAUAGCAUCUCCUCAAUAAACGUGCAGACGGAUCUGUCCUACACGUCCCCCAACUUGAUACCUUCUGCUCAGUGGCUCGGCCCCGAUUCCUCUGUGUCAUCGUGUUCUCAGACUGACCUGUCGUUUGAUUCUCAAGUGUCCCUUCCCGUUAGUGUCCACACCCAGACAUUGGUGCCCAGCUCAAAGGUCACUUCAUCCAUAGCUGCUCAGACUGAUGCAUUUAUAGAUGCCUGUUUCCAGCCAGGUGGGAUCUCCAGAGAAACCCAAACCAGCAGGAUACGAGACCCCACAGAUGACCCUGUGCAGGUGGGCCACACUGGCCUGUGUGGGGACAUUUUUGUCCAUUCAUCGUAUAGUGUUCCCACGGACAACAUCAUGAGUAGUAGUUUAGUUUCAGAGACAGUAACUCAUGGUUUGUUACCUCAGAAUGACCCUAAGCUAUUAAGCCAAGUCAUUGAAAAGCCUGCACCCUUGUUACACUUCGGUGCCCAGAACAGCAUGCUUCCCUCACAGAACAUGACAGAUAAUCAGACCCAAACCAUAGAUCUACUGAGUGACUUAGAAAACAUUCUAUCAAGCAAUCUGCCUGGUCAAGCGCUGGACAACCGGAGUCUUCUGUCGGAUGCAAAUCCUGGGCAUGAGGGCCCGCUCCCAUCAGGCUCAGGCCAGAAUUCUGGGAUUGAUUUUGAUAUUGAAGAAUUCCUCUCAGCCUCAAAUAUCCAGACUCAGACUGAAGAGAGUGAACUCAGCGGCAUGAGCACUGAGCCCACCUUGGAGUCCCUGGACAUUGAGACCCAGACUGACUUCUUCCUCACAGACCCCUCCACACAGCCCUAUGGGUUCAGAGGAAGUUCAAGCUUCUUAGGCCUGGAGAUGUUUGACACCCAGACACAGACAGACUUAAACUUCUUCUUAGACAGUGGUCCUCACCUGCCUCUGGGCAGCAUCCUGAAGCACUCCAGCUUCUCCAUGAGCACUGACUCUUCUGACACAGAGACCCAAACUGAAGGCACCUCCCCAUCUCGACACACACCGGCUCUGGAGAGCAAGGUCCAGCUGAACAGCACAGAAACACAGACCAUGAGCUCUGGCUUUGAGCCCCUGGGGAACUUGUUCUUCACCACCAACGAGACUCAGACAGCAAUGGGGGACUUCCUUCUAGCUGAUUUGGCUUGGAACACAAUGGAGUCCCAGUUCAGCUCUGUGGAAACCCAGACGUGCUCGGAGCUGCACGCUGUCUCCAGUUUCUGAAGCUGUAGCCAGGCUCCCCUCUCCUUGCAGGUUUAGAAAAUGGGAACAAGGACAGCCACACCGACUGGGGAUGUAGUUGGUGGGGCAGCUGUUUAGAUUCUCUGCAGUUCUUAACAUUUUGUACGUGUGAACACAAGAUUGGUGUACAAAUGUGAGCGUAUUAUAAAGUGUAAGGUGUUGAUCUAAAAAGCUUCAGUGUUGUCUACGUUUGCUCCUGUAUAGCUUUUCUUUCCAUCUUAAAAAAAAAAAGCCUUUCACACUGUAAAACUUAAACCAUUUAACUGAAGCCAAGCCUACCAGCUAGUAGGGUGCAAGCUUUGCAACUGCUUUAACCUGAGUAUAGCGCACUUAAAUGGCACCUCCACGUAAACAUCACCUCCAACGUUGGACAGUGCUCGUGUGGCCACCGACUGCUGUGCUGCCAGUCCCUGGCCUUGUCAUGUCCCUCUGACUUGGAAACACUAAAGGAAGCCACUGUGUCUUUAGCUUUUAUGACAGUUUUUACAUAGUCACUGCUGUCCCUGCUUGUCCCUUGCUAUUGUUGAUCAAGAAGAUCUCUGUGACCAGAUUUGUGGGAUUGCCACACGCCAACAGCCAGCCAGCCGUGAGUACACAGUGACUAGAGGAUAGUCAGCUUCUUUCGGGCCCAGAGCCCCAGAGCUCCUAACGAUCUAUAAUUGGGGUUCCUGUGACUCCCCAUUCUUGGGCUCAGUUAAUUUACUAGAGAGGCUUACAGAACUCAGGGAUACAGUCAAUUGCAAAGGAUAGAGUGGAUGAGAAAGGGGCAUAGGACCUCCAUGCCCUCUCUAGGCACAAAACUCACCAAGAAUCUGCAUAUGUAGCCUUGCAGAAACCCUCCAAACCCAGUCUUCUGGGGUUAAUGGCUACUUUGUUGUGUGGGUGGAGUUGCUUAAGUCAUUGCCAUUAGUGAUGAACUUAACCUUGAGUGCCACCCUCCUCGCUGAGUUGGGAGAGAGGGAUGAUGCUGAAAAUAUCCCCACCUUCCAAUCACUAAUAAUGCCUGGGUCUCUCCUGUGACUUGUCCCCAUCCUAAUGCUACCUGGAGGCUACCAGCUGUCAGUGGCCUCAUAGCAAGCAAAAACAAAACAUUUCUUCUAAAUAUUUAAGGGUUGGGGGGGUGUUGUGUGGACAUACAACACUUGAUAUCAUUACACCCACAAACUCCCCAUUCCACAGUAGACCCUGGGGGCUACCCAGCUGCUCCCUGUAAUGUACUCGAGUUAAAAAGGAAAAAGGGGGGUGAGGAACAGACAUUCCUGCCAAGCCCCCUUUCAGUACUUUGCACUUCUAAUCUGAUAGGAGGAGCAUGACCUACAAAGUCUUUCCUUCCAUCCACCCCCAGCUUUUUCUUGAAGGAAGCACUUUGGUCUGGCAAGCAUAUUUGUGUACUUUGAGACUAGCAAUUGUAGACUAGACCCAUUUAAAGUAUGCUAGUCUAGAUUCUGUUAUGAUACAUUCUUAAGGAGAAAAAGCUGUAGACCAUUGACUUCAAUAAUCGGGAGUGACUUCUGCAUUUUGAGAGAACAUGACCAAAUAAGCCUUGGGGACUCUGUGUCAAGUAGAUCAUGGAUUCAUAGUUGUUUCCCAACUCUCAGACAAACCAGAAUGAGCACAGCCUGGGGAACCAUCCAGUCUACCCUGGGAAGCCCUGUUCUGUGGUAUAUGCUUGUGCUGCCAAAAGUGAACCCUUAAAGCCUAAAGGACUGAUGAUUCAUUAGGUAAAUUGGUACUGCUAUUGUUGUAUCCCAUUCACCCCAUGCAAAGGACUCGGUAAUGGGCUAAUAACACAUCCAGUAGAUGAGUUCACCCCAGUAGCUAAACAGUGGUUUUGGUCACAGUUGCCUGUGAAUGUGAGUUUCAGAACAGACAUAAAGCCUUAACUUAAAUUUUCUGUUGCUAUGUUUUGGAAUCGUCACUGCCUUAAUGUUCAAGCAUCUAUUUAAGUCCUCCAACUGAAGGAGAAAUGCAUGUCUGCUCGUGGCUUUUUGUAAAUAUAAGUGCAGCGAUCUAUGGCUUCAAGUUUUUCUUUCUGUGGCAAUGUCUCUUAAUAGUGACAGAAAAAAAUGGAGCAUGUAAUUGUCCUUUGUGUGCAAGAACUGUCCCAGCAAACAAACCCUUAGUCCUGGAUUCCUAAGGGUAUUUGUCAACACAAAGUUAGUGAUUAAAGAGAAACUACAAGUCUA
Molecule: messenger RNA, 4689 nt
Organism: Mesocricetus auratus (golden hamster)
Lineage: Eukaryota; Metazoa; Chordata; Mammalia; Rodentia; Cricetidae
Gene: Atmin
Product: ATM interactor
Exons: 4
Coding region: 35-2485 (816 amino acids)
Biological process (GO): regulation of transcription by RNA polymerase II
Cellular component (GO): nucleus
Molecular function (GO): transcription cis-regulatory region binding; DNA-binding transcription factor activity, RNA polymerase II-specific
Source: RefSeq, a predicted model, not a curated record